Caenorhabditis bovis is the source of this 1935-nucleotide messenger RNA. Lineage: Eukaryota; Metazoa; Nematoda; Chromadorea; Rhabditida; Rhabditidae. The record is from the annotation of a GenBank genome assembly.
AUGAAUGACACUCAAGACGACACAAUUGAAAUCGAGUCUAUUUCCAUGAGAGAAGCCCGUCGUCGUGGUGAAUUGGAUGUUUACAUCAAAAACGCUGCGAAACAGGCUGAAAAGAGAUAUGCAGAUUCUGCUCAUCGCGUAGAAGCAAAGUUAAAUGGUGUUACCGAUUUUGACGAGUUGCUUCGCCGCAGAAUUCCAGAACUUGCAAAUCCCACAAGGACUCAAGAUGAUUCGCAAAAUCUCGAGGAUUCUCAGUUUGCUGUUCCCGCACUACCAAAGAUUGCAGGGACGAAAUCUCCAAGCAAAAAUUUUUCACAGAAAUAUCGUCUGGGAGCUGGAGCAUCCACACCAAAAGCCAAUGCCAAUUCGAGCCUUCGAAUUUUCCGAAACUUAAAUAUUUCUCAUGUAGUAGACACCACGUCCCUUGAUCCUAUUGCUAAGAACGUGGAUAACAUUACCGUCACAGUUACUGUAGAAGAACUUGCUAAUGAUGAAAUCGAAAACAAAAAUCGCACAUUUACAAUAGAAAAAUGCCCAUCGGAAAAUGGUUCAAGCCUCUCUGAUGCUGUUGGCCGCACAUUCACAAUUGAUAAGGACUCUGCUGCCUCUAUUUCUGAAACUCCCUCUGAAUGUCCUCCUAAUCCUACAGCUAAUCCUGAAUGUUCUGUUAAUUCAAAUUUGUCAAGUACGAAUUGCCAGGAUGAGCAGGGAAUUGAUGUUAUCGAAGGAAAUGCUCAUGGUCUAUCUGAAGAGGCUGGAAAUAUUGAAAGCGGUGAAGCACAGGAAAAUAGUAAAGAAGCCAGUAAUUCAACCGUAUCGUUCGAAACCAAUCCGGUUGUUCAUAUUUCUGUUCAAGAAUUGAUUGACAAUGACAAAACUGUUGUGAACCUCAAUUCUUAUGAAUCAGAACAUUUCUCCAAGGAACCUGAAAUUAGUAACGAAAGAGUAUCUGAAGAAAUUGACGAGAAUGGCAAGGAGGUUGUCGAAGACGUAGAAAUUGCGGAAAUGGAUGAAACCCCCUCAAUACGACUUCCAAGAAGGGCGAAAAAGACUAGCAAUACUACUAUGUAUACUGUAAAUACUCCCGCUCAUGAUUCAGUUGACAUGGACAUAACGAAAAAUGUGACGAUCGAUGAUUCUAUGGAUCAAGACUCUACCGUUUUGAACAUUAAUCCACGUAAAAACGAUACCGUAAUGGUUUUAAAAGCCAGGAAAAUCAUCGCCCCAGUCACACCGGAACCCGGAUUGCGUCGUUCAACUAGGCAUCGUGUUAAGCCAUUAAGAUCGUGGUUGGGUGAAAAGGCUGUAUAUGAGCACUCACCUUCGGGUGGGCAACGACUUAAAGGUAUUACUGAGGUUCGAAUCAAGGAUAAAAAAAUGAUUAAAUACCGUUCCGCUGAUCCCAAAAUAAUUGUUGAAAGACGGCAAGAAGAACUAGCAAGGAAACGUGCAAGAGCUGCGCAGCGACGAGAGAAAUUAGCUCUUGAUCAUAGCCGCGGUGUGAAUUUACACAUUACCCAAGAUGAUAUUGAACCUAAUAGUCGGGCAGAAUCGACUGGAGACGAGUCGAAUCAAUCUCAACACUUAACAUUUACCAUUUGCAAAGAUUCGUCUGAAAACACUGUUGAAACGUCGAAAGAAGAAUCGAUCAAUAGAACAUUCACCAUUGAAAAAUGUACUCCUGGCGAUUAUUUGUACAAAUUUCGUGAGCCGAAAGAGCAAUCUGCUGAUGAGAAAUGCUGUUUUAAAUCGAUAUUAGAAAAGAGUCCAGAAAAUCCAGACGCUAUGAGUUUGGAAUCCGAAGAAGAUAUAUCAGUGGACGACGAAGAUGAGGAAGAAAUAGAUGAUGAUUCGAACAGUUUAUCCGAUUUAGAGCUCAGUGCUCAAAUGAAUACCAAUGCUUUUGUCAAGGAUUUUGAUCGAACAAGUUAUUAA